AUGCUCGAGAAGGCGGGGGACCGCCUGGUGAUAGUCCAGUAUUACCAGUCCACCGUCCUGGUCUGCAAACAGAUGCGGCUCUACUUCACACGACUCAGUGGGCAGCCCAACUUCCAGAAGGUCAUCUUCGCGGAGGUGGAUGUGGAGGAGCUGCAGAAACUGGCGCUGGAGGCGGGUCUGGACCGGAUCCCGACCUACAUCUGCUACAUCCGGGGCGAGCCCGUCGAUAAGUAUGUCGGGGGCACGCCUGCUCUUGUGCAAAGCCUGGUUGAUCAGUGCCUGUCAAAAUACUGCAACACCAGCCGGAGCGGGAAGGCAGAGCUGGCAGUGAAGGUGGCCGUCGCCGUCGGCGCCGUGACCGCAGGCGAGCCGGGCCUGAACUCCUUACGGAAUGUGUUCUGGUCGGGGGGGCGGGGCCUCAGGAUCGUCCUCGUGCAUGUGUGUCUGGGCCUGCUCUACCUCCUGCGCGCCGUGCUGUUCGUGGACGUGGACACCCAGCUGGCAAGCCUGAACGCAUCCAUCUCGCGGGCCAGGGAGCGGUACAGCGAGCUGUCCCGCACGCGCCGCAGGCGCGCGGCGCGGCAGCAGAUGGAGUUCCCGCGUCCCUGCACCGUGCAUGUGGACAGCGUUGGCAUUUCAGCCAUCAACGCAGUUGCCCUAGCACUCAUGGACGCUGAGAGUGUGAAGGCCAUCAGCUGCAUCUGUCGCUAG
Messenger RNA from Auxenochlorella protothecoides, 711 nucleotides. RefSeq names its product Thioredoxin. The record is from RefSeq and is a predicted model, not a curated record. NCBI's taxonomy places the organism in Eukaryota, Viridiplantae, Chlorophyta, Trebouxiophyceae, Chlorellales, Chlorellaceae. The transcript has 5 exons. Bases 1 to 711 code for a protein of 236 amino acids.